Messenger RNA from Glycine soja, 2413 nucleotides. Its product is annotated as WD40 repeat-containing protein HOS15-like. Bases 225 to 2099 code for a protein of 624 amino acids. The record is from RefSeq and is a predicted model, not a curated record. The transcript is spliced from 14 exons. Gene Ontology annotation, molecular function: transcription corepressor activity; protein binding. Gene Ontology annotation, cellular component: histone deacetylase complex. Lineage: Eukaryota; Viridiplantae; Streptophyta; Magnoliopsida; Fabales; Fabaceae. Gene Ontology annotation, biological process: regulation of transcription by RNA polymerase II.
ACAUGUUAAAAAGAAAACGGAGGCGAAGCAUAAACGGGAAAGAAGAAACGGAAGCGGUGUAAAAGUAACAGAGGCGGAUAGAACCGAAAAACCCAACCCGACCGGGUGAGCGUGACUGUGGCAGUUUCUAAUUGCCUGGUUCACCUUCACCUUCACCUUCACCUUCUCUUCUUCUUCUCUCUCUCAUGGUCUUGUAGCGGAACCGUUCUCGCUUCUCGGAGAACAUGGCCUCCAUCUCCUCCGCUGAACUCAAUUACCUCGUUUAUCGCUACCUUCAAGAAUCAGGUUUCACGCAUGCUGCUUUUACUUUUGGUUAUGAAGCUGGUAUUAACAAAUGCUCCAUUGAUGGAAAUUUGGUGCCGUCAGGUGCUCUUGUUACAUUUGUUCAGAAGGGUCUACAGUACUUUGAGAUGGAAGCCAACUUGAGUAAUUGUGAUGCAGACCUGGAAGAAGAUUUUUCAUUCUUACAACCUUUGGAUCUUAUCACGAAAGAUGUGCAUGAACUUAGGCAAAUGAUAAGUGAAAGAAGAAAAAAACUACAGAAGGAAAGAAAGAAGGAAUUUGAAAAGGAGCAUGAAGGUGAACGUGUACGGGUAAGAGAAAAGGAUAGACGUGAAAGGGAAAAAGAAGUUGAAAAGGAAAGACGUGAAAGGGAGAAAGAAGUUGAAAAAGAUAGACGUGAAAGAGAGAAAGAAGUUGAAAAGGAUAGACGUGAAAGGGAGAAAGAAGUUGAAAAGGAUAGACGCGAAAAGGAGAAAGAAGUUGAAAAGGAUAGACGCGAAAAGGAGAAAGAAGUUGAAAAGGAUAGACGUGAAAGAGAGAAAGAAGUUGUAAAGGAUAGGAAGAAGAUAGAAAAUGAUAAAGAGCGAGAACAACAGCAUGGUGAUCAGACUGUCAGAGAAAUGUUCGUGGAUCAUGAAGAUAGGGUUCCUGUAAAGCUUGAAGAGAAUGGAGCAGUUGGAGGGCCAGAACCAAUGGACAUCUCUACAACAUCAACAUCUCAGCUAUGUGGAAUUCCUAGUUCAGAUGUGACAAUUUUGGAAGGUCAUACUUCAGAGGUGUGUGCUUGUGCAUGGAGCCCUACAGGAUCUCUUCUUGCAUCCGGAUCUGGAGAUUCGACAGCUCGUAUCUGGACAAUAGCAGAAGGGAGAUGUAAGCCUGGUUCAGAGAAUGGCCCUUUGAAUGUGUUGGUGUUGAAGCAUGUUAGGGGUAAAACAAAUGAAAAGAGUAAAGAUGUUACUACACUUGACUGGAAUGGGGAAGGGACACUUCUCGCAACUGGUUCAUAUGAUGGGCAAGCAAGAAUUUGGACCACCAAUGGUGAACUGAAGAGUACAUUAAGCAAACACAAGGGACCAAUAUUCUCUCUGAAGUGGAAUAAGAAAGGAGAUUAUCUUCUGACUGGAAGUUGUGAUCAAACUGCAAUUGUGUGGGAUGUGAAGGCAGAAGAAUGGAAACAACAAUUUGAAUUUCAUUCAGGUCCAACACUUGAUGUUGAUUGGCGCAACAAUGUGUCUUUUGCCACAAGUUCCACAGACAAUAUGAUACAUGUUUGCAAAAUUGGAGAAACCCACCCUAUAAAAACUUUUACUGGGCACCAGGGUGAAGUUAAUUGUGUCAAAUGGGAUCCCACAGGUUCAUUGCUGGCCUCCUGUUCUGAUGAUAUCACAGCAAAGAUAUGGAGUAUGAAGCAGGAUACUUAUCUUCAUGACUUAAGGGAGCAUUCCAAGGAGAUAUAUACCAUCAGAUGGAGCCCCACUGGUCCUGGUACAAAUAACCCUAAUCAUAAACUGGUGUUGGCUAGUGCUUCAUUUGACUCAACUGUAAAGCUAUGGGAUGUGGAACUUGGGAAACUCAUCUACAGCUUGGAUGGACACAGGCAUCCUGUAUAUUCUGUUGCUUUCAGUCCCAAUGGCGAUUAUCUAGUUAGUGGGUCUCUUGACAGAUCCAUGCACAUAUGGUCAUUGAGGGACGGCAAGAUUGUCAAAACAUACACAGGCAAUGGGGGCAUUUUUGAGGUCUGCUGGAAUAAGGAGGGUGACAAGAUUGCUGCAUGUUUUGCUAAUAAUACAGUUUGCGUUUUGGAUUUUAGAAUGUAAUAUCUGUGAAGCGCCAAUUUCUCCUCACCAGUACAUUAAAUUCUUUCUUUCCCCCCCUUGAGAUGAGAUCGGUGGAAAUGUAUUUUGGGUGGGUGGAUAGGUUACCCAUUUUAACCAUAGUUGUAGUGGACCCUGUUGUAAUUUGCUAGAACAUUAUUAAAAAGUAGUUUGUAGGAGUGCAUUCUUAAUAAGCAAAAGUGUAUAGAUUUAGUUGGACAAAAUCCUGUACAAGGAUCGCUAGACUUUUUGUAUCUACUUGCCUUUCUCUUGCACGAUGGCUGCAAAUGGCAUGCAUUUUCGGUCCCUUUGAUCCA